Messenger RNA from Bactrocera tryoni, 1926 nucleotides. RefSeq names its product angiopoietin-related protein 7-like. The record is from RefSeq and is a predicted model, not a curated record. NCBI's taxonomy places the organism in Eukaryota, Metazoa, Arthropoda, Insecta, Diptera, Tephritidae. The transcript has 4 exons. Bases 378 to 1775 code for a protein of 465 amino acids.
UUUGUAGAUUGUGAGACAGUUUCUAAAGUGAAAGCGAUAAGUGCGGACGAAAACAAUGAGUUUGAGUUAAAGCACAGGACUGAUAACCGUUCUGUUUAGAAAUCGAAAUUAGUGCGCUGUUUUUUUUUUUUUUUCAAAAAUAGUGAAAGUAAUAAGAAGAUAAUAAAAAAGAUUGAUGCCACGCCCUCAACGCAUAGCAAAUAUCGCUGAAAAAGACUUACAUAUUUUUAUUACUUUCUUUUGUGGUGUCUUUGAGGGCAUAAAAGUGUAAAUAUUGUGAUAAGAGUGUUCUCUCAUUGUGCUUUGAACGUUAUGUGAGUGUUGAGAGUGUUUUCAAAAAUUGAGAGUAUUACAAUUUUUCCAAUUUCCUUAUAAUAAUGGCCCAUAUACGUAAUUGUUGCGUAUAUUUCGCGCUUUUGAUAAUUGUUUGCAGUCAUGCUGCCAUUUCGGUGGAGCGAAACAGCAACGUAUACACGUUACUUUUUGGCGAUAAGACAAACAUAGCAAAUUUACAUAAGGAGGUCAAAAAUUUGCGUGAAAAAUUAAGCGAACAUCGUCAGAGUUUAAGCAACCUACGGAACAACUACGCAAGCCUGCAGAAACGUUUGGAAAAUCUGGAGAUUACACAAAAGAGGCAAAGUAAUGAUAAUAUAUUGCAGAAGCUACAAAAAUACAUCGUGUUGAAGCUCAACGCACAGAGCAAGGAACUGGUGCAAAAGCAAAGUGAUUACAAGAAAACCAUUCAGGACCUAUUCGAAACACAAAUGAAGACAUAUAAGAAAGAACUGAAGAAGUUCGAAACCAAAUUGUUACAGGAAAUGCAAAGUGAACUCGCUAAACAGAAGCAUUGCACACAGGAGAGCGAUAAAAAUAAAAAACAAAUCGACAAGAAAGCACACAAAACACUAAUCAAUUUAUUGACAAAUCUAAAAAAUAAACCCGAAGAGAUCCUCAAGUUACCGCCAGAAGCUAUCGCAUUAUUGAUCGACAUUGGAAAUAUAAUUGAGGUAUAUACCGACGAAGAAAAAUUGCCUUCGUAUGCGACAUAUGUGCCGAAUACUUACGACAAAACGGUCGUAGUGAAUGCGCAGCCAAAAGUUGGUGUUGAAACCGCAAGCAGCUGCCACGAAGCGAUCAAGUCGAAGCAAGCCGUGGAGUCCGAAGAAGCAACAACAGCAGGCGGCAUUUACGCUUUGAAUAUGACAAAAUACAAUUUGAACAAUAUGUACGGUUAUUGUUUACCUGGUCCGAACGGUGACGAGACCUGGCUGCUGAUACAGCGACGUAUUAGUGACGAAUUAUCGUUCAACCGCAAUUGGCAGGAGUACAAAAAUGGUUUCGGUGAUCUAACUGGCAGUUUUUUUAUUGGACUUGAGCGUUUACAUAAACUACUGUUGGGUUCAAAUUCCCAAUUAUGGAUACAAUUGGGCACAGCAACCAAUGAUAGUCCUUAUAGAAUGUAUGCGAACUUUUUGAUAGCCAAUGAAACAGAACAAUAUCGUUUAGUAUCAUUAGAUAUCGAAAACCUUAGGGAUGAUCUGGUCAACGCAAAAGAUUGGAGUUUUCAAACAUUUGAUGUUGGCAAUGACUGUGCGAAGACAAUGCAAAGUGGCUGGUGGUAUAAUGAGACAAAAGAACAGGAUGUUUGUAGUAGUGGGAACUUGCAUACAAAGCUUACAAAUGUGCUCUGGAAUAGCUGGGAAGAUGUGGUUUAUGUGCAUAUGGCGAUACGGCAUGUGGAUCCUGCACUAGAAGUCCAUAUUUCAUUGGAAUGAUAGAGACGCAGCGGGGUACUUCGUAAAUGUGAAAGUGCACCAAAAAAUAUUGUUCACGGCUUAAACGGAUUAAAUGUAGGAAUAAAAAGGCAGCGGUAUUUUAAAGACUAUAUCUUGAAUUCGAUUUUUUCAUAUUGCGAAAAGGUUUCCA